AUGAAUGAAGUUAUUUCAUUCACGCAAACAAAACCUUUUCCCUCAUUCCAAGACCUUGGAAUGAAACCUUAUCGAAUUCCAAUCAGACAAUUGUGCACUUAUACGCAAUCAAGUAAAGCUCAUUCAAUGUUUCAUGAUAAGAUGGAGAAAAAAAGAAGAAAACUUCCGACAUUUCUCAUGCUGCCAGCAGCUCUCAAACAAAGUUUUGCUAGUAAAUGCAAAAAAUAUUUAACCGAGUUGAGCUUUGAGCUCCUUCAACCAUUCUCUACGGUCGCUAAUUUACAUGAGCUUUCAUGGCACAAGUUAAAUUUACGACAGCAGCGAGACUUAAAAUCAAUUAAAGCUUUGAAUCUUGGUAAAUGUCUAGGUAAAGAUAUUGAGUUAAAAUGUAUGUUGAAGUGA
Clunio marinus is the source of this 402-nucleotide messenger RNA. The record is from the annotation of a GenBank genome assembly. Lineage: Eukaryota; Metazoa; Arthropoda; Insecta; Diptera; Chironomidae.